AUGGAAGCAGCAUUAUGGGCAUUUUAUCACACAAAUUCAUUUGAAGAGGGCGCACUGAAAGCAUUAAAUUUAGGCAAUGAUGCUGAUACAGUUGGAGCAGUUUAUGGUAUGCUAGCAGGAGCUUAUUACGGAAUUAAUGCUAUACCCAUCGAAUGGAGAGAGAAAUGUAGUUACCAAGGCCUGGUGCAAACAAUAGCAGAUGAAAUACUAACGCAGUCACAGCAGCUAGCAGAGACUGGCGAGAAGAAAGUAGCUCCAUCGAAUCAAACAUCACUCCAAUAUAGAAGUGUACUGAAAGUGUAA
Rotaria socialis is the source of this 303-nucleotide messenger RNA. NCBI's taxonomy places the organism in Eukaryota, Metazoa, Rotifera, Eurotatoria, Philodinida, Philodinidae. The record is from the annotation of a GenBank genome assembly.